ACGGUCCCACUAUUCGUUGUUCAACGUUCGUCGGAAGAAGUCGGCGCGUAAAAAGCAAAAACAAAGUUCCCCCAAUAAGACUAGACAACCUGCAGUGACAGACCAAACCAGACCCGGCUUUUUAAGCGUCAUUGAUAACUCUUAGCUGAAAGCCUACCAGGACUCAAGCCACGCCUCGAUUUUAAGCUCAAGUUGCGUGUGUGUGUGUGUGUUUUUCUGGCGCAUCCCCGCUGUCUUUGUGUGUGUAUCCCGACGUCGCUUUUCGGCUGCUGUCCUUGUUUUUGCGCGUGGGAGUUGCCAAACAAAAAAAAACGGCAAGGCGAAAAAUUCCAGCACAGAGCAAGGAUAAAUAUUUAAACAGAAGCUUAAGCCAAGAUGUCCGUCUCAUCGAACGCCUCGUCCGCAUCGCGGAACGACAGUGUGGACAGCCCCAGCACCACGACCAACACGGAUAGCUCCGAGCUGACGCACAUCCUCAAUCGGCGGCAGGAGAUUAUGGACUCGCAGGAGGCGGGCAUUGAGAUACCGCGCACCUUCAAGGUGGUCAAUGUGUACACCGAGUUCCAUGAGUUCUCCAGGAAGCAGAUCAAGGACUACCAGAAGACCUUCAAUACCUAUGAUACUGCACGCGAUGGCUUCUUGGAUCUGCAGGAGCUCAAGUUCAUGAUGGAGAAACUGGGCGCCCCACAGACCCAUCUCGGGCUGAAGAAGAUGAUUGCCGAGGUGGAUGAGGAUAAUGAUGGCAAGAUCUCGUUCAGAGAAUUCCUGCUGAUCUUCAGAAAGGCCCAGGCUGGUGAGCUGGACUCCGAAUCGGGUCUAAAUCAAUUGGCCCGCCUCACCGAGAUCGAUGUGGAGCAGGUGGGCGUCAGUGGGGCGAAGAGCUUCUUCGAGGCGAAGAUUGAGCAGCAGCUGAAGACGAAUAAGUUCCACGAUGAGAUCCGGGCGGAGCAGGAGGAGCGCAGGCGCGAGGAGGAGGAGCGGGUCCAACGACGUCAGCAGUUUCAGCAAAGGGCGGCGAUCUUUCAGUAGAUACGCAGAGCCAACCCUUAGUCUAGCGCUUAAUUUUGUGGCGUAGGUUAAAUCGAAAUGGAGACGCAGGCAGGCAUUUUUCAAAGCAUCAAACGCAUCACAUACAGUAGCAGAUAUAUACCCAUAAUCAUAAUCCACCCAUAUAUGCACUCAUGGGGAAGGAUCCCUUAGCUAGAAUAUAUUUUUGGGAAUUUAAAGUUUCCUUGUGGAGAAUUUUUGAUUUAUUUUUUGAAGGAACUAAAGCUUGUUUUUAUUAAAGGCCUGAAAAUUGUUGAAUUCAUGACUUUGGAUUCCCUUUUUAUUCACCUUUCUUUCCCUUAAGUCUCAGUCAAGGGAUCCUUGUUCUUCAUACACACAAACCUACGUAACAUAUAGAUAACGAGAUCAUACCAAAAGCGUAUAUAUAGUUAACCCUUAGUUAAGAGAAAGUGUUUUUAAUUUUAAGACAUAUAUAUUUUAUUAUGCUUUGGUGUUGCGCAAAUGUAAUCCUUUUGUUGUUUCGAAAUUUAUAAUAUUUUUAAUUUUGAUUUUUUGUACUUUGUAGUGUGCCAUUUUUUAUUUUCGUUCGUUUAUAAUUUUUAAUUUUUUGUUAAUAAAAAGAAGAGAAGUAAUUAGUUAAGUAAAUGAUUUAUGUGAAAUUCAAACCUACUUUGUACAUACAACAAAAAGUUAAAAAGUUAAUCUCUGUUUACUCUGUUGGAAUAUAUAUAUAUAUAAAUGUAUCUGUGGAAUAUUUAAGAACAAUUAAGUUUCAAUUUCAGUAUUUCACAUUUAAUUGUUUAGCAAUUAAAAGCAAUACUAAUUAAUAAUAUUAAUAAUUGCGUUAAAUACGAGAAUACACAAGAAAAAAUACACACGUACUUUUAGAGAACAAAACUUAUACUGCAAUUUAAUAAAUAAAUGUAUAUAAUACAAAACUGGAA
Messenger RNA from Drosophila kikkawai, 1952 nucleotides. RefSeq names its product EF-hand domain-containing protein D2 homolog Swip-1 (gene Swip-1). Lineage: Eukaryota; Metazoa; Arthropoda; Insecta; Diptera; Drosophilidae. The record is from RefSeq and is a predicted model, not a curated record. Gene Ontology annotation, molecular function: calcium ion binding.